GCAAGACCAGACUAUUUAACCUGAACUCGGAUACUGCAGAAGAUCUUCAGUUCAAUGUUAAAAAAUAUAUAUAUGCUACUCUAACUACAAGUAUUCGUCAAGAUUCUCUAAAGUCUGUCACAGCCCAAACACAAUGCGUCCACUAAAUGACAGCGCCUUUGAAAAUUCGGAGGAUGUGGAGAGAGAUGAGGGUCUGGCCAAGGUGGAGAUCGCGCUCCUCAGUGUAAUCUUCGUGAGCGCCGCCAUCCUCAACACUUCUCUGUUGCUUAUUCUUUGGAGACAGCGCAAACAGAUGUCCAGAAUGCGGGUCUUCGUGUUCCACCUGUGUCUAGCAGACUUGGUCGUCGCUUUCUUCCAGGUGUGCCCGCAACUCAUGUGGGACAUUACAGACAGGUUCGUCGGACCAGACUUGGUGUGCCGUCUUGUGAAGUACUUGCAAGUUCUUGGCAUGUUUUCAUCGACUUACAUGAUCGUGGCGAUGACAGUCGACAGAUACCAAGCUGUCUGUAACCCGAUGGUGAAGUUUCAGCGGACGCGCACGAGAAUGAACAUGCACGUGUGCGUGGCGUGGGGGAUUUCUCUGAUGGGCAGCUUGCCACAGAUUUUCAUUUUCUCACAGGUUGAGGUUGCACCCGGUGUGUUUGACUGCUGGGCUAAAUUCGUCCAGCCGUGGGGGUUGCAAACUUACGUCACUUGGACCACGCUGGUCAUUUUCGUUUUACCUGUUAUCACUGUUGUCGUUUGCCAAGUGCGCAUUUGCCGAGCAAUUCAGAUCAACCUCUACCAGAAGACCCAGGGACGCGGGUUCCAGCUGCCCUCCAGAGCCAGCGGCGUGGCGGGCAUGUCUAAAGCCAGGGUGAAGACGCUGAAGAUGACAGUGGUCAUAGUGCUGGCUUAUAUUGUCUGUUGGGCUCCCUUCUUUACUGUCCAGCUGUGGUCCGCAUGGGACAUGCAUGCUCCAAAAGAAACUGCUACUUUCACCAUCUUGAUGCUGCUCGCCAGCCUGAACAGCUGCGCGAAUCCCUGCAUUUACCUUCUGUUCAGCGGUCACUUUCCCCACAGGCUGGUGACACUAUUGUGCCGGCGGCAUUCCGACGGCAAGGACUCAAUGCAUGAGGAGGCGACGCUAGUCAGCACUUUGUAUAUGGGAUUCAAAAAUGUCUCUGAGUCCAAGUAAGGGGGGCAUAGUACUGGAAAUGAUAAAAGCCUGCAGGGAAACGUGAAAUCCUGUGCUCACGUAAACCCAUUUCCCGAGCUCGCGCUGCGUUUGAACUACUGUUUGUCUCGACUGAUGAAGAUAAUACACUCUGUAUCUAUCGAGGUGCUUUAGAAGUG
Molecule: messenger RNA, 1335 nt
Organism: Mugil cephalus (flathead mullet)
Lineage: Eukaryota; Metazoa; Chordata; Actinopteri; Mugiliformes; Mugilidae
Product: vasopressin V2 receptor-like
Exons: 3
Coding region: 134-1177 (347 amino acids)
Biological process (GO): positive regulation of vasoconstriction; G protein-coupled receptor signaling pathway; regulation of systemic arterial blood pressure by vasopressin
Cellular component (GO): membrane
Molecular function (GO): vasopressin receptor activity; peptide binding
Source: RefSeq, a predicted model, not a curated record